CAUGGAGCAGGACGGGGUGAACGUGGCGGGCUACACCGCCUGGUCGCUCAUGGACAACUUCGAGUGGAUGGACGGAUACCAGUGAGUACUGACCUCGAGUGUGAGCAGGUGCGGCUGGCCAUGGAGCAGGACGGGGUGAACGUGGUGGGCUACACCGCCUGGUCGCUCAUGGACAACUUCGAGUGGAUGGACGGAUACCAGUCUCGCUUCGGGCUGCACCACGUGGACUUCUCGUCGCCGCAGCGCACGCGCACGGCGCGGCGCUCGGCGCGCUACUACGCGGCCGUCGCGCGCACCAAGGACCUCGACGCAGAAUACCAGUUCGACAACAUGGCCGACGAGGUGUAG
Molecule: messenger RNA, 348 nt
Organism: Cydia splendana
Lineage: Eukaryota; Metazoa; Arthropoda; Insecta; Lepidoptera; Tortricidae
Product: cytosolic beta-glucosidase-like
Exons: 2
Biological process (GO): carbohydrate metabolic process
Molecular function (GO): beta-glucosidase activity
Source: RefSeq, a predicted model, not a curated record